Molecule: messenger RNA, 1413 nt
Organism: Plasmodium cynomolgi strain B
Lineage: Eukaryota; Apicomplexa; Aconoidasida; Haemosporida; Plasmodiidae
Product: CYIR protein
Exons: 5
Coding region: 1-1413 (470 amino acids)
Source: RefSeq, a predicted model, not a curated record
AUGACGGAUCAAAAGGAAGAAAAUAAUAUGUAUGACAUAUUCUACCGUAUAAAGACUAAUCAUGAUUAUGAAAAUAAUGAUAAUAUAGAAGUAGGUUCAAAUAAUUCCAAUAAAAGAUGUGAUACCGUUAAAUGGACAAUUAAUGGAUAUAAUGAAAAACUGAAUAAUUUGUGUAAAGAAUUUAUAAAUUUAUAUAAUGUAUUAUAUCCCCCAAAUAUGGAUAAGAAUGGUAAUACCAGUAAUAAACAUGCAGCGUACUUGAACUUCUGGUUUAAUAAUAAAUUAAGAAGUAUUGAUAAAAAAUUAACAGACGAAGAAAGUAUAUAUAGUAGUUUAAAUAAUAUUUGUAAUACUAUUGAUACAAGUAAUAUAAUAAAAAACAAAAUAUAUAAAAUUCCAGAAGAACAUUAUGAUAAAUUGGAUAUGUUGAAUAAUUUAUAUACCAACUAUAUUAAAUUAGAAACUACAGAAGAUGUUCAAUUAGAUGAGAAAUCUUACUAUACAAAUAAUGCAAAAAUAUGUAUUAAAAUUUUUGCGGAGGUUAUAAAAUUAUAUCACCAAAAAAUUAAUUAUAAUUUUUAUAAGGCGCUCCGGAAAUUUAGUGUUUUAUAUAAAAUUGCCAAAUAUAAGUUAGCUUUUUUUAAAAAGAUAGAGGUAGAUCCAUUACCAGUAUUAGAAACAGAAAUAGCUAAGAAAAAAUUAGAAGAUGCAUGCAAUUCAUUUGUAACGGAUACCUUAGAUAGGACUCCUGGAAUAAACAAUACACAUGAAAAUAUUUUAAAAGACUUUCUUGAAUACAAAAAAUAUAAUGAAUUCUAUAAACAUACUAAUGGACGAUCUAUUUGUGUUAAAUAUUAUGAUAAAAUUAUCCAUCUGGAAAAUAAAAAUAAAGACAUUAUUACAAAAAUUUGUACAGAACUUGCAGCUAAUUUAGAAAAAUUAUCUAGUAUGACAAGCAUAAGUGCGAACCACAGAGAACGAUGUUCAUAUAUGAAUUACUGGACAUAUAAUAUAAUAAUGCAAACUUUAAAAAGUAUUUCAGAUAAUAAAGAAAAGAUAAAUCUACUUAAUAUAAUUAAUAAUUUAUUGUUUGAUAUUAAUGAUAAAUUACCAAAAGAAAAAAUGAAGAGAAAGAUUUACACGACUAUUUUAGGAACUACACAAAAAACUGACUAUUGCAAAUACAUUACUUAUAUCAAUUCAUUAUAUGAAAAAUAUGUUCAUAGUUGCUGUACAUAUUUUUAUAAUAAUGCAUACUGGAAUGGCUGCAUAGCCUAUUUUAAUUGUGAAGAAUAUUAUAACCCAUAUAAUCUCUAUUUAAAAUUAAAUUGUCAAGAGAUAUCAACAGAUAAAAAUAUUCAAAAGAGUAACUACUCCAGUUCCCAUAGAUUAUACAGUUAUAUUACAAUCUAA